AUGGCGUCGGGAACGCGCUGGCUGCAAGGAGUCCAGGGGAUGGGGCAGCACGCCCCCGGAAACAACACGGGCGGCCCAGAAAAGAGAACGGAGAAGCCAGGGGGGGCCAAAGGAGCAAGAGGAACGAACGAGGCCACGCCCGCCGAAGGGGGCACACCGGACGCCGCGGAACCCGGGCCGGGCCGAAGGGGGCCCCGCCGGCGCGGGGGGAGGGGGGGCAACACAGGGGCCGAGAGCCCGGGCCAGGCCACCCGCAAAGCCCCGGAGAGGGGAGCCGACCACAGGGACCGAGGGGCAAACGGACCGCGGGAGGGGCGGGAGGAGCCGGACGAAGCCAGGGGGGGAGAGGCACACGGGCACGCGGCAGACGGCGGGCCGAGGGGGCGGGGACCCAGCAGCGCAGGGACGCGGGAGAACGGGAGGCGGCGCCGCCACCAGGGACGGCAAGAGGGGGGGGGGGGGAGAGGGAGGGGCCGCCCCGGGCCGCGGGCCAAGCAGAGACCCGGGACGGAAGGCCCGGGGAGCGAGGGGGCGGGGCCCGGGCACGGCGGGAGCCCGGGACCGCCAAGAGCCCCGGGGGGGGGGCGGGCAGGGCGGCGGGCGGGGGGGGGGCCCGCCCGCGCAGCGGGGGGGGGAGCAACCCCGGGGGAGCAAGCAGGGGCCCGCAGCAGGGCCAAGGGAAGCGCACCGCCCAGGAAACGCCCCAAGGGCCCGGGGAAGGGGCCACCAACGCCCCCGGCCCAGCCGGCCGGGCGCGGGGAGGGCCCGCCGGGCACAGGCCACAGGGCCCGGGGCCGCGACGGGCCCCCGCGGGCGCCGCCGAGGCAGGCCGGGACACCAGACGCGCGCGCCAGCGCCGCCACCGAGAGCCCGCGCGGGCCGCGCCGCCGGGGCCCCAGGCCCCCGCCCCAACGCCGCCGGGGGCGCGGGGCGGCCGGGCCCGACAGCAGGCACAGAGGGCCACCCCCGAGGGCGGGGAGGGGCCGGGAGCCCAAGCGCCGGCCAGAGACCGGAGGGGCCAGCGGCGGGACGGGCAGCGAAGGCCAGGGGGGCGGGGCGCACGGGGAGCCGGAGGCCCGCACGGCCGCGGGCAAACCCCAGCGCGGAGGGCCCGGGAGAGACCCGCCCAAGGGGACAGGGGACCCCGACGGGGGGGAAGGAGGGGCCGGGGGGCCG
Capra hircus (goat) is the source of this 1176-nucleotide messenger RNA. Its product is annotated as collagen alpha-1(II) chain-like. The transcript has 2 exons. The annotation marks the transcript as partial. NCBI's taxonomy places the organism in Eukaryota, Metazoa, Chordata, Mammalia, Artiodactyla, Bovidae. The record is from RefSeq and is a predicted model, not a curated record.